UAUAAACUAAAGCAACAGUAUAGUUAUUAAUACAAGAAUAACCGAAGCCUAACGAUAAAAAAAAUUGCUUAAAAAUGGUGAAAAACUAUCGUUCAAUGUUGUUGUUGGUCUGCCUUUCAUUUUUGGUGAUUGUUUCGUCUCCGCAAAAUGGUGUCCAAGCGGAUGUUCUUAUCGGUAGCUGUGUAUGGGGCGGUAAUAACUACGUCUCUGAUUGCAACGGUGAGUGUAAAAGACGUGGUCACAGAGGAGGACAUUGUGGAAGCUUUUGGAAUGUUAAUUGUUGGUGUGAAUGAUAAGAUUUUUUUCACCGAACAACAUAAGAUGGCGGAAUAUUUCUUCCAUAUAUUGAAUAUAAUCUAAAUUGGAUAGAUUUUUGGAAGUAUUGAAAUUGUUAAUAUUUUUAAUAAAAAAUUAAUUAUUU
Molecule: messenger RNA, 421 nt
Organism: Chrysoperla carnea
Lineage: Eukaryota; Metazoa; Arthropoda; Insecta; Neuroptera; Chrysopidae
Product: defensin-like
Exons: 1
Coding region: 75-293 (72 amino acids)
Biological process (GO): defense response
Source: RefSeq, a predicted model, not a curated record